UUCACAAAGAAAGACUAAAUAACUUGUUGACUAAAUUCAAAAUUAAACACUAUUACCCCGAAUUAUGGUUAAGGUUGUGGAGGACAUUUUCGGGAUUGCGACCAAUCCGUUUACCAAGCGGGCACAGGUGAUUCGUCGCUAUACAAUGACCAACACCAACCGCCUGUCCGUGUCCAUCAUCCAGUUGGGGGCCACCAUCCAGAGCAUCCAGGCCCCGGAUGCCUAUCACCAGUUGUCGGAUGUGGUCUUGGGAUUCGACGACAUAGCCGGUUAUGUGAAAUACAGGAACUACAAGUUCGGUUGCACACUUGGUCGGGUCACCGAUGUGGUGGGCAACGGAGAGUUCAUCAUGGACGAGCGACGGGUGAUUGUGUCCAAGAAUCUGGGCCAUAAACACCAAAUGAACGGUGGCUUCGUGGGAUUCGACCAGGUCAUUUGGGAUCUGUAUAUGAAGCGACCGGAUGGCGUUACAUUGCGGCAUGUCUCGCAGGAUGGACACGAGGGUUUCCCCGGCACCCUGAGCAUAUUCAUUCACUUCACCAUCGACGAUGACAAUCGGUUCUUCAUACGCAUCGAAGGCACUACGAAUCAGACCACGCCGGUGAAUAUAUCCAAUCACAUUUACUUCAAUCUAGCCGGUCAGACGACUGGUAUCAAGGGUAUAUUCGAUCAUCAAAUCAAUAUUGAAGCUAUGGAAACGAUGGAUACUUCUGGUGGCGAUGGUAUUCCCACGGGGAGGUUCAAGAGCGUUAAUGAUUCCGUAUACGAUAUCCGAUUACCGGUAUUCAUGGGCGAUCGAGUGCGUCAGUUUGUGGAGAGACCGGUGAAGGGCUACGAUGUGUGCUAUGCCCUCGAUAAGGAGUUUGAUUCCAAUAUAACCCGUUAUGUGGGCCGAUUUCUGCAUCCAGAAUCGGGACGCUUCAUGGAGAUCUUCAGUAACCAGCCGAGUGUGAAAUUCUCAACUGCCAAUAAUUUCCCACAGGAACCCCUUGGUGAUGAGCCCAUUUUGGGUAAAAAGUGCACCCGCUAUUGGCAGCAUUGUGGUUUUAGUUUGCAACUACUCAACUAUCCGGAUGCUGUCAAUCAGCCGGAUUUUCCACGCAUCUUCAUCAAUCCGGGGGAGCAUUACUUCCAUGAGACGAUCUAUCAUUUUGGUGUUCAGGAAUCGUGGAAAUGUUGCGCAGAUCCCGAGGAACUGGAGGCCCUGGGCGAAGAACCACUGAAACGACCUUCAGUUCACUGACUGCUUGUACAGGAAAGCUUUUUGAGAAGCGCGGAGAAGGGCUCCCCUUUUUGAUAAGUCCCAUGACAGGCGUAAUGAAGGUGUGAUUUGUCAUUUUGGUAAGAUUGUGAUUGAUAUGGGUAUUUUCAAAGGAAAUUCCAAAGGAAUUGAUAAAGUA
Messenger RNA from Drosophila subpulchrella, 1400 nucleotides. RefSeq names its product galactose mutarotase. Gene Ontology annotation, molecular function: aldose 1-epimerase activity; carbohydrate binding. Gene Ontology annotation, biological process: glucose metabolic process; beta-D-galactose catabolic process via UDP-galactose, Leloir pathway. NCBI's taxonomy places the organism in Eukaryota, Metazoa, Arthropoda, Insecta, Diptera, Drosophilidae. Bases 65 to 1243 code for a protein of 392 amino acids. The transcript has a single exon. The record is from RefSeq and is a predicted model, not a curated record.